Messenger RNA from Serendipita indica DSM 11827, 948 nucleotides. The record is from the annotation of a GenBank genome assembly. NCBI's taxonomy places the organism in Eukaryota, Fungi, Basidiomycota, Agaricomycetes, Sebacinales, Serendipitaceae.
AUGAGCACUCUUACCAACUCUACCUUGGAUGGGUUGAAGCUCCUAUCCCGUGGAAAAGUGCGCGACGUCUACGAGACUUCAGACCCGAACGCACUCCUCUUUGUGGCGAGUGACCGGAUAUCGGCCUACGAUGUCAUCCUCAACAAUGGAAUUCCGCGAAAAGGAGAAAUUCUGACGCAAAUGUCGUUAUUUUGGUUUGAAAAGCUCAGAGAUGUCAUACCAAACCACUUGAUUACAGCAAAUGUCGAAGAAAUGCCGCAGGAUAUCCAAGUUCACGCGGAUUUGAUUCGAGGGAGGUCCAUGCUCGUGCGUAGAGCCAAGGUUGUUCCUUUGGAAGCCAUUACCCGUGGCUAUAUCACUGGAUCCGCAUGGUCCGAGUACAAAAAGACGGGUACUAUGCACGGAAUGAAGCCUCCAGAGGGCCUCAAAGAAUCCCAGAAACUCCCCAGCCCUGUAUUUACGCCGUCUACGAAAGCGGAUGCAGGUCAGCACGAUGAGAAUAUCCAUCCAGAUCAAGCAAGGAAGCUUGUCGGAGAUGCUGUAUAUCAGCGUAUCUCAAACGCAGCUGUGGAAUUGUACAGCAGAGCCGCCGAGUAUGCCCUUACCCGAGGAGUCAUCAUCGCAGACACCAAGUUUGAGUUUGGACUAGUUCCUUCCCCAAAUGCCUCGUCUGAAAUUGUUGUCGACGGCCAGCCCAUGGAUCUCAUCUUGGUGGACGAAGUCUUGACUCCCGACUCGUCACGAUUCUGGCCACUGGAAGGAUAUGAAGAGGGCAAGAAUCAACCUAGCUACGACAAGCAAUAUCUCCGAGACUGGAUGACGGGGGCGGGCUUUACGAAAGGAUUGGAAAAGGGGCUGGAUGGCAAUGGCUGGGAAAUUCCUCCAGACGUUGUCGAAGGAACCCAGAAGCGAUACCAAGAGGCUUUAGAUCGACUCACGGGGUCGUGA